ACUUCACGAAGCUCAUACCAGACCACCAGGCGCACCAGCAGCCCCCAGUCUCUGCUGACUCAGUGCCUUACCAGCAGUCCCUCCACCCCGAGAUACAGCAUCCAACAACCGACGCACACUCCUCCGGUCAACCCACCCCGGCACCACCGUACAGAAAUGGCUAAGACCGCAAUCGCUUACAAAGAGAAGAUGAAGGAGAUCUCAGUUCUCUCGCUCAUCUGCUCCUGUCUGUACCCUGAGAGCCGCAAAAACAUCAUGGGUGACUUUGAAGACAUGGACAUAAAGCCCAUUAACAAGCGAGCCUCAGGCCAGGCCUUUGAGGUCAUCCUGAAGCCGUCCUCCCCUGUGUCUGAUGUUAACCACUGCAUCACCAGCCCCCCAAAAAGGGACAUUUCCCUGGAGGACAUCCAGAAGAAACUGGAGGCAGCUGAGGAGCGGAGGAGAUCCCAGGAGGCACAGGUACUUCGGGCCCUGGCCGAGAAGCGAGAGCACGAGCGUGACGUGCUGCUGAAGGCCAUGGAAGAGAACAGCAACUUCAGCCGCAUGGCUGAGGAGAAGCUCCAGGUGAAGAUGGAGCAGAUCGAGGAGAACCGAAUGGCAUACCUGGCUGCCAUGAUGGAGCGCCUGCAGGAGAAGGAGAGGCAUGCUCAGGAGGUGCGCAGGAACAAGGGAAUAAGAGAAGAGUUGGCAGCGUGAGAAGCCCCCGACAGGUUCUACGUCACACCUGAAAACCCUUCAUCACCACCCUCAACCCUGAGGAACACCCCUCCUCCCCCCACCGCCACCUUAGCCCACAUUCCCACACCUCUCCGCCUCCUACCCCUAGCCCCACCCCUCCUCCUCCCCGCCACAUUCUCCCCGUACUACUAUGAAAUUACCACAGCCUGAGACACCACCCCGAGACAGUGGGAGGUUCAAAUGGGGUUGGGGGUGGAAAACAAAAGAAAAAAAGCAAAAAUGAUUAAAAAAAAAAAGAAAAUUAAUGUCUCCCACCCACUCUUCCCAAAAAAAGAAUGUUUUUGCUCCUGUUUCAAAUGAGAAGAAAAGAAAAAAAUCAAAUUGACAAGACGACAGUGGGUAAUGGUUUUUGUAAAUACUUCUUUUUUUGUUAUAUACAGUACGAUACAAGCAGCAAAAGUAUUGAUUGCAGUGUGCCAUUUUUAUAUAUAAGUUUCCUCUCCCUGCAUAUAUAUGGAUGUAAUAAUUUGUUAAUUUUUUUUUGUUUGUUCAUUUCAGCCUGAGAAUCUUUUUUUCCUUUUUAUUUUUCUCUUGUGUGGUAACAGGCUUAGGUGUUUGUUGUGAGUUUGCCAGCUAGCUGAUGUUUGCUGCGACCGGUUGCGUCCUCACAAGGCCCCGCAUCCUGGCUCCGCUCCCUCUCGCCCCCCUUUACUCAUUUGACCCCCCUCAGAUCUGGAAGCAGAAAAAAAAAUUGGAUCUGUGUUCGGUCGGAGUGAUUUUCCAUCCGUUUUAUGCCAAUGCUCCAAUUAGCAAGGGACAUGUGCAGGAAAGUUGGCAGAAGGAAAGGGGACAGUUUGCUUUUCUGUGGGGACUGCAAGCCGUCGCCGCACAUCCACUCCUGUGAGGUAGAUGGUGACUGUGCCACAGGAGAACACGAUAGCAUUUAAUGAGCCCAUCUCCAUCCUCCUUCCCUCCGUCUGCAGCCUCUUCAUCUUUCCACAUACACUAUACAUACUGUAGAAGCACUCACUCACACGCUCUCCACAUGGGCAGGCAUUAAGCCAAUCACAGCACAGAGCUCAGGAGGAGCUCUGCUAAACUCUGUCCAUCUGGCACCGGAAAAGCUCAAAUAACAUCCCUGACCAAUGGCGGGCCUCUUAAUAUUCCUAAGAAACAAGCUUCCAAUCACAUUUCAAUCACGUGUUACUGCAAUAUACAACACAACUGAGGUUAUAGUGCAUCCGAAGAGCAAAAAAAAAACCUUCACCUGAGAUCAGAUUGUUACUGUGAAUCUUACAUUGGAGAAAAUACAAAUACGUUCCACCUUUCUCCAUUUCAUAGAGGCUAGAGUAGUGCUCGAACAUCAUCAGCGCCUACUGGAAUCAUUGCACUUCACUCCAAGACACUGUAAAUGCCACAGAAAGGCUGGCACAAGAAAGAUAUUUAAGCCAUAACAGGUAUCACUGCAACAACGAUUCAUGAACACAGUAUUUCCAUCUGUAAAGGUGUAUAGAGUGUAUUAAAGUAUCCGAGUAGUUUGUAACCAGGGGUGUUGAAGCCUGAGGUUGAACCCUGUUGGUCACACAUGCACCUUAGGCCCAUAGGUGUGUGUGAGUGUGUGUGUGUGUGUAUUUCAGAAAGGACGGAUAGAUAAACGAAUGUUUGUGCCAUGUGAUAAUUGAUCUGGUCGAGUAUAAACCAACACCAUCACAAUGUGUAACAACUGUUCACCACAGACAGUGACUAUCCUACCUGCCUCUCUCUCUCUCUCUCUCUCUCCUCUCUCUCUCUCUCUCUCUCUCUCUCUCUCUCUCUCUCUCUCUCUCUCCUCUGUCCAUUUGUGUGUUUCCCCCUCUCCACAUAUAUCUUUGUGAGCAAGCAGUGGUUAAUAAAGAUUUGGGGUUCAGUGAAUGAAA
Lates calcarifer (barramundi perch) is the source of this 2594-nucleotide messenger RNA. It is a transcript of the gene stmn2b, whose product is annotated as stathmin 2b. NCBI's taxonomy places the organism in Eukaryota, Metazoa, Chordata, Actinopteri, Centropomidae. Gene Ontology annotation, biological process: microtubule depolymerization; regulation of microtubule polymerization or depolymerization; neuron projection development. The transcript is spliced from 5 exons. The record is from RefSeq and is a predicted model, not a curated record. Gene Ontology annotation, cellular component: cytoplasm; neuron projection; growth cone. Gene Ontology annotation, molecular function: tubulin binding. Bases 157 to 696 code for a protein of 179 amino acids.